Molecule: messenger RNA, 748 nt
Organism: Chanos chanos (milkfish)
Lineage: Eukaryota; Metazoa; Chordata; Actinopteri; Gonorynchiformes; Chanidae
Exons: 4
Coding region: 1-675 (224 amino acids)
Source: RefSeq, a predicted model, not a curated record
AUGACAGAUGUUGUUACCGUAGUCAUGCCCGUCAGUCUGUCACCGGCUGCUGUGUGCCAGUGCUUCACCCUGGUGUCUCUGUGCACUUCCAUCGCCGACCCGAACUGGAUCGAGGUCCGAAACACCUCUGACCCGAACAGUAAUGAGCUCAUUUACGGGGUGGCGUUUACUCUCCAUGCUGCACAGAACCUCACUGACACAGGUCCUCUGGGGGGUGUAAACGGAUGGGGGAUGUGGCUUCUCUACGCGCUAGCCGCUGUGUGUUACUGUGCUGUCCUAUUCUCUAGUUCCUCCUUCCUGCUGGACUUUCUGGGUGUUGGGGUGUCUCACUCUCGACUGGUGACAUCACUUCACGUUUCCACAACCUUCCUGUGCCUGGCAAUACUGGGAGUGUGGGGUGCCUGUUUGUUUGUCAUACAUCAUAACCUGACCCAGAGGGGAAGGUUUGGGGCGUCUGGAGGUGCCCACGUCUUCGCCAGGCAGAGUAAGAACGAACUGACGCCCUAUCCAGGGGAGAGCCCGUUCAUAGAGAUUUUUGGCCUUUUCUUCUCUCUCAUGGCUUGCGGUUUCACUCUCACCUCUCCGCCGGUGACUGCCUCCCCUAGGAACAGGCAGGAGGCAGGAGACAGUGAGACAGAGCCACUGGUUGAGGGAGAGGAAAGACAGCAGUGGUGAGAAGAGGUGAUAAGGUGAUAAGAGUUGCCCAUCUGAAAAAAAAAUCUUUAAGAAUGCGUACUGAGGUGCUGUU